CCUCAGGACUAGCGAUGGUCCCUCAAAAAACAUGGAAGAGGAUCUUUAUGACUUUUACCCCCGGUAUCUGGUUUGCGGUUAGUUGUUCUCACUUCUCAUCCGCAUCUCUGAUCUAAGCACAAAUCCAGGAGAGAGAGAGAGAGAGAGAGAGUUGAUUCCCAAGCUUGCCAUUGGCAGUUUUGACCUCUCUGAUCUAUACACAAAUCCUGUUAUGACAAAAAUAAACCUCCGAGGAAACAUAAUUAAUUCAAGUCGUCUCUCUCUCUAUCUCUGAGUCCCGUUGCACCUUCGGCUGGUCACUCCGCAACGAAGCUCCGGCGACGAUUUGGCUCGUCCAUGGGGGUUUCUUCCCGAGGCAGUCCGUGGGACGAUGUCGUAGAGAUGACCAAGGCAGCUCAGGGGAAGGGUUGUGACCCUUUAGGCUGGGCUAUACAGAUACAUUCACAUUUAAAUUCAGCGGGAGAGUCCCUGCCUUCGCUGGAGCUCGCCAGAGUUCUAGUAUCGUACAUUUGCUGGGAGAACAAUGUUCCCAUUAUGUGGAAGUUUCUGGAGAAGGCCUUCAUGUUGAAGAUCGUGCCUCCUAUGCUGGUUCUUGCUCUGCUUUCUGUGAGGGUUAUUCCUUGUAGGAAUUUCCAACCUGCGGCAUAUAGGCUAUAUUUGGAACUUCUCAGAAGACAUGCUUUUGAGCUUAAAUCUCAGAUAAAUGGGCCAAAUUAUCUAAAGCUCUUAAGUCUUUGGAACUGCAAUCAUGUUGUUCUUCUGACACUCUAUUCAAUAUGCUCUGCACCAUCAAAACUUGAUAGCUCAAAUUUGUCCUGUGCUUGUGAUUUCUGCAUCACAUCAAAUCCUUUUUCCAUUGUCACUAAAGUGAUUAACAAUCUGUUGCUUCUGUUUGGUAAUCAUAAUUUCAGAUGUACCAAGUUGCUUGAUGCAUCAAUGGAUGAUGAAGGGCUGCUAGAACUUAUUCCUGAAAAGAAAUCCAGAUGGGCAAAUCUAUAUCAAGAAAUGGAACUGGAUAGGCAUGAUAAUUACAAUGAUAAAAAGACUGAGCAUCAAGAGAAACUGAAGAACAUAAAUAUUCUUAUGGCUAUUGAUAUAAUUGGGCAAUUUCUGCAGGAUAAAACAUCUUCAAGGAUUCUUUACUUGGUUCGCCAAAAUAUGCCUAUACACUGGCGAAGUUUUGUCCAGCAGCUGCAACUUCUGGGAGCUAAUUCCUUCACAUUGAGGAAAUCGAGCAACAUAAGUCCUGAGGUAAUUCUCCAAUUCACCUCAGAUACUGGCGUACUUUUGUCUGAAGAACGCAAAAUGAGCUCACAGCAAAAGUUCCAAGCAGUUAUGGCUUUUGAGUAUCUGUCCUCUUCUGCAUCGCACUGCCAUGGUGCCAGUCAUUCUGCUCUCUGGAUUCCUCUUGAUCUGGUACUGGAAGAUGCCAUGGAUGGCUAUCAAGUUAGUACAACGAGUGCUAUUGAAAUAAUUAGCGGCUUGAUAAAAACCCUAAGAGCAAUAAAUGGUACCUCUUGGCAUGAUACUUUUUUGGGUCUCUGGUUGGCAGCUCUUCGUCUUGUUCAAAGGGAAAGAGAUCCUAUUGAAGGCCCUAUGCCUCGUAUUGAUACGCGCUUAUGCAUGCUCUUAUGUAUCAUUCCUCUUGUUGUUGCUGAUUUUAUUGAAGAAGAGGAAAUGACGCCAAUUCAUGAAUCAGACAAUGGUGCAAUAGAUCAAUUGAAGGAGAAGAGUGUUCCAGGAAAGUGUCGCAGUGAAUUAGAAUCGAGUCUACAAGUAUUGGGUGAUUAUCAGAGCUUGCUUGUUCCACCUCAGUCUAUUGUUGCUGCCACGAAUCAGGCUGCGGCCAAAGCAAUGCUAUUUGUUUCUGGUAUCACAAUAGGAAGUGCAUACUUUGAAUCCCUUAGCAUGCAGGAGAUGCCAAUUGACUGUUCUGGAAACAUGCGGCAUCUGAUGGUUGAGGCAUUUAUUGCCCGGAAUUUGCUCGACACAUCUGCAUAUUUGUGGCCAGGUUAUGUGAGUGGACGUAUCAAUCGAUUACCUCAGUGUCUGCCAACUCAAGCACCUGGCUGGUCAUCAUUUAUGAAGGGAGCAGCACUUACUCCAGCUAUGAUAAAUGCUCUGGCUUCAAGUCCUGCUUCAAGCUUAGCAGAACUGGAGAAAAUUUUUGAGAUUGCUACCAAAGGAUCAGAGGAUGAGAAGAUAUCUGCGGCCACCAUUCUUUGUGGGGCAUCCCUACUUAAGGGAUGGAAUAUACAGGAGCACACUGUUCAUCUCAUUAUUAGGUUAUUAUCUCCACCAGUUCCUGCAGACAGCACCGAGGGCAACAACCAUUUGAUUAAUUAUGCUCCAUUUCUUAAUGUACUCAUUGUUGGAAUUGCAUCAGUUGAUUGUGUUCAAACAUUUUCGCUCCAUGGCUUGGUUCCACAGCUUGCUUGUUCGUUGAUGCCAAUCUGUGAAGUUUUUGGAUCAUGUGUGCCCAAUGUCUCAUGGACACUAUCAUCUGGGGAAGAAAUAUCUGCCCAUGCUGUGUUUUCCAAUGCUUUCAUUCUGCUUUUAAGGCUCUGGAAAUUCAACCGCCCCCCUCUUGAACAUGGAAUUGGAGAUGUACCCACUGUUGGUUCUCAGCUAACUCCUGAAUACCUCUUAUUAGUGCGAAACUCCCACUUGAUGUCUGCUGUUAACAUUCACAAAGAUCGAAACCGGAGGAGACUCUCAACAAUUGCUACUUUAUCUUCCCCAAAUUCCAUAUUUGUUGACUCCUUUCCAAAAUUAAAAGUCUGGUACCGGCAGCAUCAAGCAUGUAUAGCCUCAACACUCUCUGGUCUUGUUCAUGGAACACCUUUUCAUCAAAUUGUUGAGGGGAUUCUUAAUAUGAUGUUUAGAAAGAUCAAUAAAGGAAGCCAGACUUCUGUUACAUCUGGAAGCAGUAGCUCUUCUGGACCUGGAAACGAGGACACCUCAACAAGGCCAAAAUUGCCCGCUUGGGAUAUUCUGGAAGCCAUUCCCUUUGUUGUUGAUGCUGCUCUCACAGCCUGUGCUCAUGGAAGGCUAUCUCCUCGUGAGUUGGCAACAGGGCUUAAAGAUUUAGCUGAUUUUCUCCCUGCAUCUUUGGCAACCAUAGUGAGUUACUUCUCUGCAGAAGUAACUCGGGGUGUUUGGAAGCCUGCAUUUAUGAAUGGAACAGAUUGGCCAAGUCCCGCUGCAAAUCUGUUGAAUGUGGAGGAACAGAUCAAGAAAAUUUUGGCUGCAACUGGUGUUGAUGUACCAAGCCUUGCUCCAGGGGGAAGCUCUCGUGCCACACUUCCACUACCCUUGGCUGCCUUUGUAAGCCUUACGAUAACCUAUAAAAUUGACAAAGCAUCAGAACGUUUUCUUAAUUUGGCUGGCCCAGCAUUGGAGUCCCUCGCUGCAGGUUGUCCAUGGCCUUGCAUGCCAAUUGUGGCUUCCCUGUGGACCCAAAAGGCAAAGCGUUGGAGUGACUUUCUUGUUUUCUCAGCAUCUCGAACUGUCUUCCUACACAACAGUGAUGCAGUAGUUCAACUUCUUAAAAGCUGCUUCACAGCGACCCUUGGCAUGAAUAGCUCUCCUCUCUCAUGCAAUGGUGGUGUUGGAGCCCUUCUUGGUCAUGGAUUUAAAUCUCAUUUAUGUGGAGGGCUAUGCCCUGUUGCUCCAGGAAUUCUCUAUCUACGUGUUUAUCGAUCAUUGAGAGAUGUUGUCUUCUUGACAGAAGAGAUUGUUUCCAUCUUGAUACACUCUGUGAGAGAAAUUGUUUCUGGUGAGCUCCCAAAGGAGCGGUUGGAAAAGUUAAAAGCAGCCAAAGAUGGCACUAGAUAUGGACGGGUUUCUCUCUCUGCAGCAAUGACUCGCAUGAAACUUGCCGCUGCACUUGGGGCCUCUUUAGUUUGGUUAUCUGGGGGUUUGAUGCUGGUUCAAUUAUUAAUAAAAGAAACAUUGCCUUCAUGGUUUAUAGCUGUUCACAGAUCUGACCAGGAAGAAAAGUCAGAUGGAAUGGUUGCAAUGCUUGGCGGAUAUGCACUCGCAUAUUUUGCAGUUCUUUGUGGAGCUUUUGCUUGGGGAGUUGACUCUUCAUCAUCGGCAUCAAAGAGACGUCCGAAUGUUCUGGGCAUCCAUAUGGAGUUUCUAGCCAGUGCACUUGAUGGUAAGAUAUCACUCGGCUGUGAUUCAGCGACUUGGCGGGCUUAUGUAUCAGGGUUUGUGAGCCUUAUGGUAGGUUGCACACCAAAUUGGGUUCUGGAAGUAGAUGUAGAUGUGUUGAAGAGAUUGAGCAAUGGCUUGAGGCAGUUGAACGAGGAGAAGCUGGCCCUUGCUUUAUUGAGUGCUGGUGGCUUGCGAACCAUGGGUGCUGCAGCUGAGGUCAUAAUUGACAAUGAAAUGUAACCCCUUUUUCUCCAAUAUAACCUUCUAGGGUUCAUGAUAUCUGUACAGUAGUUUCUUGCUCUUAAGCUGUGCAGCUAUACGCUUCCUUUUUCUAUCAACGGUUCUCUUGGAAAAGUACCACCCAUGAGAAUGAAAUUUUGUAGAUGUUCAUCUUAAGCUGUCAAGUUUAUCAUAUUGUAGUGAUUCUAAUUUGUAAUAUCUCUCCAAUUACAUGGUUCCAACUUCCAGCUUCCAAGA
This is a messenger RNA of Prosopis cineraria, 4638 nucleotides long. Its product is annotated as mediator of RNA polymerase II transcription subunit 33A-like. The coding region runs from base 337 to 4401 and encodes 1354 amino acids. Gene Ontology annotation, biological process: regulation of phenylpropanoid metabolic process. The record is from RefSeq and is a predicted model, not a curated record. Gene Ontology annotation, cellular component: mediator complex. Lineage: Eukaryota; Viridiplantae; Streptophyta; Magnoliopsida; Fabales; Fabaceae. The transcript has 13 exons.